AUAAAAUUGAACAAAAAUGAACAGGAAAAUAUACUUAGUCUCCGAUGAAGAGCGAAAGAUAAGCAUCUCUGAUGAAGCAGCACAGCUCUGAAAGGCAUUCUCUGCUUAUCUUAGUUGUAUUCAUGGAGAUGUGAACAUCCCAUUACCUGAAUUACAGCAUGAUGCUCUAUCAAAAGUGGCAGAUUUUUGAGAGCAUUUUAUUAAAGAACCACUAAAUGAGAUCCAUAAGCCUUCUACCCAAGUGAGUGAUAUAAUCCAGCCACAGUGGUACCUUGAAUUUUUUAGUCUAGAAAUCGAAGAAUUGUGAAAUAUAAUGAAAGCAGCUAAAUUUCUAGAAAUUUCUAUCUUAAAGGAAGCCUGAACAGCUGCCGCUGCAAUUCAUGGGAAGGGUAAAUCUCUCACUAAGGCAUUUCGGAAGAUGGCCUAAUUCUUAAUGGAUAAAACUU
This is a messenger RNA of Moneuplotes crassus, 446 nucleotides long. NCBI's taxonomy places the organism in Eukaryota, Ciliophora, Spirotrichea, Euplotida, Euplotidae. The record is from the annotation of a GenBank genome assembly.